AUGUUAAUUACUGAGGGUGCUAAUCCAUUCGUCGAUGGAGCGAUUCAGGAGUUAAAACUAUACGCAAAUGUCAGCGAGGAUACAAUCAAGUAUAACGUGUGUCGUAAGGAAAAAGAUAUUUCAGAUAUACUUGGCGAAUUUAGUGAUGAAUUUACCACAGCAACUGCACUUCCCGAUAAGGGCCAAAAAGGAGAAAAGGGCGAUCAAGGUAAAUCCGGUAAUGAUGGUGUCGAAGGUAUAAAGGGGCAGAAAGGAGAUGUAGGGUUCACUGGAGAACCAGGUGACACUGGGCCAAUAGGACCGCCCGGGCCUAAAGGCCUUAUUGGUCUACCAGGAGAAAAAGGAUCGUGCGAAUGUUCCAAAGAUUUCGUAACGAGCAUUGUGGAAACUCUGCCGACAUUGAAAGGCCUGACUGGCGAGCCAGGAACACCAGGUUUACCUGGUAUAAUUGGUCUCCAAGGUGAGCAGGGACCACCAGGUCUUCCAGGUAAACCUGGUAGCAUUGGGGUCCCAGGUAAAGAUGGACCUCAAGGACCGCCUGGUCCUCCCGGGAAAAAUGGCUCUAUAGGACCUCCGGGACCACCGGGUGAUAAAUGUGUGGAAACAGAAAAAAAGAUGAAGGAAGUCCUCAUACCCGGUGCAGUGGGUGCUCAAGGGUCUCCCGGUAUUCCAGGGGCCAAAGGUGAUACAGGCAAACCUGGGCCACCAGGAGAAAAAGGACCAAUUGGUGAAAGGGGGUUGCAGGGAUUACGAGGAGAUCCAGGCUCCAUUGGUGAGAAAGGUGAUAGAGGUGAAACACUCAUUGAAAGGCUUCCAGUUGAAAAAGGUGAAAGAGGUGAUAAAGGCGACAAAGGGGCCCCGGGACUUGCAGGCCUGCCAGCAUCUCUAGCCUCCAUUCUAGACGAAAGCCUGAAUCCAGAAAUAAAUGAAGCUGUAGUUGAAAAAUUGCGAGGUUUACCUGGAGAAAGGGGAGAUACAGGUGAAAAGGGUGAAAAAGGUGACCCGGGAAUGAAUGGCAAAGAUGGAUCUCACGGGAGGCCCGGUAGAGAUGGUGAACCUGGUAUCAAAGGGGACCUUGGACCAAAGGGUGAUACAGGACAAAAAGGAGACCAAGGAUUACCGGGGCCACCCGGACCUGUGCCUUCAAAAGUAACACCAGUUAAAGGUGCAAAAGGAAAUCCUGGUCCCCCUGGACAUGUUGGCAGACCGGGCCCGGCCGGGCAUAGAGGUUACACGGGCAAAACUGGACCAACUGGGCCCAAAGGACAAAAAGGAAACACCGGACCUAUAGGUCCUACGGGACCCGUUGGCCCUCCUGGAUUUAAUGGCACUAUGGGCUUGAAAGGAGAGAAAGGCGAAACUCCAAAAAUUGAUUUAGCAAAGUUGAAAGGUCAAAAAGGAGAUAUGGGUCUAGUGGGUAGUCCAGGUUUACCUGGGGAGCCUGGACUUCGAGGCCCACCGGGGUCAUGCCAGGACGUAAAACGAGCCCCUGUCAUACUUGGCCCCCCAGGGCCACCUGGACCUCCUGGGCCCCCUGGAUUGCCCGGGCAGCCGGCUAUCGAGGCCACUACGCACCAAUAUGAUAUGCCACCUUGGCACGAUAACAAUCAUUCGUUUGUUACAAUGCCAGGUGACGUGAUGGACGACGAUCACUUCUAUGAAACAAAUACUGUUGUUUACAGAACAAAAAGAGGUCUUUUGAAGAGGACAGAGAAAACACAGCUGGGAACGUUAGCAUACGUUAUACAAGAGAAAAUAUUAUUGCUGAGGGUUGAAAACGGAUGGAAAUAUGUUGUGAUGGGCCAGAUGUUGUCGGAUCAGACGUCAGCACCUAUCACUACACGAAGACUUCCACCUAAAAGGAGAGGCACUAUUCGAAUGGUGGCUUUAAACGAGCCGUACUCGGGAAAGAUCCUGAGUGGCUUCCUUCGGGGACGAGAAGCUGUCGAUUCCCUGUGUCAUGAACAAAGCAAGCAAGUGGCUGGCAAACGAGCUACAUUUAGAGCAUUUUUAACAACAAAGAACCAGGAUCUCCUAUUCCUUGUGGACAGAGCAGACAGGAGUUUGCCGGUGGUAAAUCUAAAUGGUUCUGAUUUAUUCAGCUCUUGGGCAAGCAUAUUUGACGGGAGUGGAGGAGUAUUUAGCGAACCGAAUUUCGUUAUCUAUAGCUUUAAUGGAAAAAGUGUUAUGAUUGAUCCUGACUGGCCUGAAAAGAUUAUUUGGCACGGUGGACACAACGACCACAAUGGUACUGUGUAUCGAUAUAAUAACUGCAAUGACUGGCAAAGUAACAGAACCAGUUCACACGGUGUUGGGUCUUCGUUACACACCAAUCGACUGCUAAACCAAGAUAGCUAUUCCUGUGAUAGUAAAUUUAUAGUUCUUUGUGUAGAAGUAGAAGCUAGUAAAGUGAGGCGUAAGAGGCAUCAUCGGCGGCGUAAUUUAUUAUAAAAAAUAGUUUUAUUAAAUAACGUAUCCCUAGAGAGUUAAACCUAUUUCUACGGGUUCUAAAUAGGGUUCCUAAUGCAUAUUAAUUAUGUAGGAACUAGGAGUUCUUACUAGUCACAGUUCAGGCUUAGUAAACCUAAAUGUAGGUUAUUUAAUAAAUAUUUUCUGCUUUAGUUGAUUUAACAUUAAUUUAAGUUUCGCAAUUAGGUAAUCUUCUCUCAUUGAACUUGGCUUAAGUAUUUGAGGCCACGUUUAUUUUAUUAAGGCCCGCUAUAAAUUAUGGCCAAAUAGAUAACGCAAGAAUAUUUUCCAAAAUCUAGAGCUCUCAGUCACAUUUUCAUCGAGCUUAAUAGUGGCUAACGGUACGUGAGAAGGCUAACUCACAAUAUACGUAGUUCUGGUUGUGGAAGAGAAACAAACAGGCUUAGUAGCAUUGCGCUGUCAGACUUCCACGACUAAAAUUAUUAUUAAGAAUAUACUCUGCUUUUUGAGAUUCCUUUUAUGUACUACACAUACUCAUCAGACGAAAAAACCAUUGCUUGUUUGUAAACGAAACAAAGCCCAAGUUAUUUAUAAAAAACUGGUAUUAUUGCUAAAGUAAAACUUAAUAGAAAUACAUAUAACAUAAUUGUAUUUAAUUGAUAUCGGCUUGAUAAGAAUUUUAUUAAGCUAAUUAGAAUGCCAUUUUUUUACGUAUUUCUGACACCCCUUUUCUGAAAGUCGAAAUCUUGUGUAACUCACUUUUUUUGUAAAAGCUGAUAUUCAAUUGAAUUUUAGUUC
This is a messenger RNA of Trichoplusia ni (cabbage looper), 3228 nucleotides long. RefSeq names its product collagen alpha-1(XVIII) chain-like. The transcript is spliced from 24 exons. NCBI's taxonomy places the organism in Eukaryota, Metazoa, Arthropoda, Insecta, Lepidoptera, Noctuidae. Bases 1 to 2451 code for a protein of 816 amino acids. The record is from RefSeq and is a predicted model, not a curated record.